CUUGAACUAAACAUGGACGUGCACUUUCCCAGGAUUGCAAAGAAUGUCCCAGCCUCUUGCUGCCAUGAUGUGGACCGCUUCUUGCACUCCGCCACUGGCACCCCUCCUUGCAAGAAUCAAAACCCUGCAAGUGUAUCAUGUCCAGGCGAAAGGUGAGAGGCCUGACUAGGAUGGGGCGCCAGGUCAGCGAGGACCCGGACCUGGAUAGCUUGCUGUCCACCUUGUCUCCUGAAGAGAUGGAGGAGCUGGAGAAGGACAUGAUGAAGGUCCCUGACCUCAACCCGGAGGACGGGAAGGUUAUUGUUCAGGGGGAACUUGCCAGCAGCCAUAAAGUGGACACAAAGCCACGUCAAGAGGAGACACUGGAGCUUGAAUCAAAGAAGGAAAACCGGAAGCAAGAAUACCUGAAGAAGAUGGGCCCAAGCCAGGAUGAGAAGCAAGACAUGAAAGUCCAAAAACAAGGAGACACCGACACCAAAGACAGGAACACUAAAGGUCCGGAAGUCUUAAAACAGGAACGAGGUCGUCUUUCGAAUCGAUUCAUGAAACAAGAAAGUGCAGAGAGCGACCUGAAGGACAGAUGUGAGGACAACCGGACAAAGGACAGGAAGUCGAGCCACGAGAACACUACCAGCAAAACAAUGGACGUGGUCUCCAAGAUACAGGAAAAGAAGGAGGACAGCAGCAGAGAGAAGGACUGCAGGAGGAGGGACGACAGCAAAACCAAGGACAUCAUCUCCAAACUGCGAGAGAAGAGCGAGAAGGAAGUCGGGAAGGACAGGGAGCGGAGGUCCGAGAGCAUCAGGACGCAGGGACUGGUUUCUAGGAUGUUGGAGAAGCAGAGUAAAGCCCAGGAGAACCAGGUUCUCGAUGAGAAGAAACCUGAAGAAAAGAAGAUUACUCGUAAGAUGGAGCGACAGACAUCCCAGAGGGAGGAGAAAGCUGGAACAGACGGAGAAGAACUGCUGAACCACAGCGACCACGCCAAAGAGAAGAAGAUUGAGAAUGUCGCAGUCAAAACUGAGGAGAAACUCAGCAAUUGUGUCGCCGAAAACGCCAAAACAAACGAUCACGAGGAGGACGACGAAGACUCCAGCAUGUUUGAUGAGCUGAUGGAGCAGGUCCGACGUGACGAACCGUCACUCGUUGAGCUCAACGUCAACAAUUCUGAGGUCAUCAAAACCAAGACGCUUAUGGACUUCGCCGAAGCGUUGCGUUCCAACACCCACGUCAAGAAGGUAGCAAUGGCCAACUGCCGCGCUGAUGACCACGUAGCGUAUGCCAUCUCCGGCACGCUUCGCCACAACACCACCAUCACCAGCAUCAACCUGGACUCCAACCAUCUCACCGGCAAGGGCAUCCUGGCGCUCAUCCAGGCGCUGCAACACAACGCCACCCUCACUGAGCUGCGCUUUCAGAACCAACGCCACAUCUGCGGCGGAAAAACCGAAAUGGAGAUGAUCAAGAUCCUGAAGGAGAACACCACCUUACUCAAACUGGGGUACCACUUUGAGCUAGCCGGUCCAAGGAUGACCACCACCAACAUCCUCAGUCGUAAUAUGGACCGGCAGCGGCAGAAGCGUCUUCAGGAGCAGAAGCUUGCACAGGCCAACAACGGUGACAAGAAGGAGGCGCUGGAGGUACCCAAAGUGGGCGGCGGAGGAUCCCUGAGGUGCUCCCCUAAGGCGUCCCCUAAACCAUCACCUAUGGCAUCGCCGAUGCCUUCGCCCAAGCUGAGCCCCAAAAGAGGCGCUGGGGCUCCUCCGCCACCGCCGCCCCCACCACCCCCAGGGUUAGGACCUCCACCCCCUCCGCCUCUAAUGCUGGAAGUAGACUCCUUGAGGAAUUCCCUGACUCCUGUGUCUCGGAGGAACCUGAACGGGAAGAGCCGAGGUGCUUGCAGGAACUCGAGGGACCAACUCCUUGCCUCCAUCAGAGGGAGCACCAUCAAUCAGCUCAAGAAGGUGCCAGUCCCCAAGUGGCUCCAGUAGGGUGCCAUGGUCGGAUUCAUUCGGAAAAAGAAGCAAAAAGAUGAACCAUCCCACCUGGAUGCGGACCGAGACCCAAGGAUGGAGGAUGCCCAUUUUUUUUUACAGACACUGGACCAAAAAGGACUUUUGUGGAGAACGUGUGCCGCUAGAGGGGGGUGGGCUCCCCACUUGUAGCCUGCAGAGAGCUUGUUUAUGGUCUUGGAUGCUUUGCUGGUUCUUUGCACUACUUGGUGAACAUGUUGGCUUAUCAAUGUGGGAGUUAAUGAUGCAACACUCCGUAACUUUUUAUACAACUUUAACACACACAUUAAAAAUCAUUUUACUAUUUUAUUUAUUCAUUUAUCUGCUAUUUCAGUGUCAGGGAAUAAAAAAAACACAAUAUGUCCCCCACUUCUAAAACAACAUCAUUUAGAUUUAGAUGUGCGUGUCAUAUCCAAAUAUCAACAAAUCUCAGGCAAAGUUGAUAUGGAAAGCACCACCGCUUUAUUACACGGUUCAUAUUUUAUUAUCAGUAUUAUCAGGAACUACAAUAAGUAUCCCAUGCUAUUUUUUUUGUACAGUAUAAUUGUAGCUGGCGUGAUACUUUCAUGUAAUCUCUGUCUCUGCCUCUUAAGAUUUUAGCCACCGGUCUCCAAACAUGACAAUUUAAGUUUUUCUAAGCUUUUUCUCUCAUUUGUGACUUUUCUUACAGAGCCUGUACAAUAAAAGUG
Messenger RNA from Doryrhamphus excisus (bluestripe pipefish), 2701 nucleotides. It is a transcript of the gene lmod1b, whose product is annotated as leiomodin 1b (smooth muscle). Gene Ontology annotation, cellular component: myofibril; cytoskeleton; striated muscle thin filament. Lineage: Eukaryota; Metazoa; Chordata; Actinopteri; Syngnathiformes; Syngnathidae. Gene Ontology annotation, molecular function: tropomyosin binding; actin binding. The record is from RefSeq and is a predicted model, not a curated record. Gene Ontology annotation, biological process: pointed-end actin filament capping; muscle contraction; myofibril assembly.